AUGGCUCAAUCCAUGCCAGCGACGUGUGGGGAGUGCUAUCGGUGCGGCCUCAAGGAACCGCCCGUUGCUUUCGCCACGAAGAGGGAUUUGAACCGACACCAGCGUACACACGCCGCACACCCAAAGAUCCAAUGCCACUACUGCCAUGCCGUCGUUGGACGGAUAGACAACCUCAAACGGCAUAUCGACACCAUCCACAAAGGCGGCAUUUGUACGGCAGCUGCAUCCGGUGACGAGGAGGCCGUCAUGUCAUGUCUUGUUGUUGACACCAAAUUCGCCCGCGAAAAAGACCCAAGCGGAGACCUGGCCCUUUUCCUGGCCGUUUCAAACGGGCACGAAGGGGUGGUUAGAAUACUGCUCGACACAGGGUUUCAGGUUGAGACGGAGUGCCCGGUUGACGACCCACGUCCGGCCGCCCUCUGGCUCGCACGGGUCCAUGAACGGCAUGAUAUCGCCAACUUAUUGAUCGGCGGGGGCGCUGUAAUCAACCUGCGAAACGGAACUCGACCGGAGGUGUUCGUUCAGGCAGCCAAAGAGAGAAAUCUCCAAUUGCUGAGGCGAUGCCUCCAGACGGGAGUUACGAUGAAUUAUACUGAUUUGCGGGGUCGGACGGCCCUACAUUGGGCUGUGAACAAUAGAGAUGAAGAAAUGACGAAGCUCCUCAUUGCCAAUGGAGCGGUCGUCAAUCACACUUCGGUUCUUAUCGCAGCUGCCGAAUGGGGACAUGUCGGCAUUUUUAGCACCUUGCUAGAGAAAACACGCGAACUAGGAGCUCACACCUUUUGCGAGAUGUUGUUGGAUUCGAAACUUCAACACGAGGAUAUCUUGCAGUUGGUGGUUCAGAAAUGGCUGGAAAUCGAUAAGAAUUGCCGGUUGCGCAGGAGCUGGGAAACAGUUGUAUAUCGCGCCGUCGGUCAGGGAUGUGAGGCAGCUGUACGAGUUUUAUUCGACAACGGCGCUUCCAUAACUUCAUGUUCACUGCAGAGCGCUGCUGGGGGAGGGUAUUUAGAAGUUGUGCGAGUACUGCUGGACCGAGGCGCCGAGAUCGAUGCAGUGAACUGGAUGACGGGAAUCGCACUACACCGCGCUGUUUCGGGCAGGCAUCUAGAAGUUGUGCGCCUACUGUUGGACCGCGGCGCCGAGAUCCAUACGGUGAGCCGGGAAGGGCGAACCGCGCUGCACUACGCUGCUUUUGAGGGAUGUACGGAAGUUGUGCGCCUACUGUUGGACCGCGGCGCCGAGAUCCAUGCGGUGAGCUGGGAAGGGCGAACCGCGCUGCACUACGCUGCUUUUGGGGGAUGUACGGAAGUUGUGCGCCUACUGUUGGACCGAGGUGCCGAGAUCGAUGCGGUGGACCGGGAAGGGCGAACCGCACUGCAUCUCGGUGUCUAUUCCAAAUUUCGGAGGGUGAACGUCACAUGUAUACGGCUGUUGUUGGAGCGAGGUGCCGAUCGACAGGCGAGGGAUAAAAUGGGAGAGACCUUCACAGCUCGUCAAGAGGCGGAAUCGUGA
Messenger RNA from Chaetomium globosum CBS 148.51, 1512 nucleotides. RefSeq lists its product as uncharacterized. The record is from RefSeq and is a predicted model, not a curated record. Gene Ontology annotation, molecular function: protein binding. The coding region runs from base 1 to 1512 and encodes 503 amino acids. The transcript is spliced from 2 exons. Lineage: Eukaryota; Fungi; Ascomycota; Sordariomycetes; Sordariales; Chaetomiaceae.